Sinocyclocheilus grahami is the source of this 741-nucleotide messenger RNA. RefSeq names its product probable E3 ubiquitin-protein ligase RNF217. The annotation marks the transcript as partial. The transcript has 2 exons. The record is from RefSeq and is a predicted model, not a curated record. NCBI's taxonomy places the organism in Eukaryota, Metazoa, Chordata, Actinopteri, Cypriniformes, Cyprinidae.
AAACACAAACAUGAGCCAGGAGGCAAUAAUAAAGAAAAUGACGAGAGGGAAAACAUCAGAGCCGUGGAUAUUUUAAAAAGGAAUUUUGGUUCCACUAUCAGAGAUCCAGAAGAUCCCACAGACCUAGAGAAAGUAGAAUUUGACAUCAAAUUGAACGACUUGGAUCAUGAAAAGGAUGAUGAAAGGAUGCAAUGGAACACAAAAAGUCUCCAACAAAACAUGGAGAGUAACUCGGGAUUGGGAGAUACUGAUGGGAAUCAUCAUAUUGAUUAUAUUGAUUUGAAGAGUGGUGAAGAUCCCAGCCAAUCAAAAGAGCAUGUUUACUGCACUGUAUACUGUAUUGCCAAUGAUAAUUAUAGGAUACCUGUUGAGAAAACAACAUCUGAUCAUGAAACUACAUCAUUGUCAUCAUCAUCAGCAGAUGUGCUGGUUUUACCUCCCACCGACUUGCCAAAUUCAGAAUUGGACUAUGAGCACUAUCCAGAGCCCUAUACAGUCUCCGACUUGAUGCUGUCUGGAAUAAACGGCUCCUAUAAUGAUGACAACAGUUUAUCUGUUCUGUUAACAUGUCGAAUUUGUCUUGAUGACAAACAAGCCAUACCACUACACUGCUGCAAAAAUGCAGUUUGUGAAGAAUGUCUGAAAAGAUACAUCGUCUCACAGGGAUGUUCCUUUGUAUGUGUCUGCAACCACUUUUAAAGUGGACUGAUGCAAACCUAAUAUGCCUCUACAUGCCAGCAA